AUGGAAAACAACAUUUUAACGAAACAAUUAGAUCAAUUGAACAAAGAUCACGGCGAGUUGCUACUCAACAACAAGGAAGCUCAGUUUCAACUCACAGAGUCAGUGAACGAGUGCAAAGAUUUAAGAAAAAAGCUAAAUCUGUCGAAUCAAGAGUUUGAGAGGAUGAAGAACGAUCAUGAGGAGAACAUUAGGGAUUUUACGAGCGAAAUUAAGAUUUUGAAGAAGCAAAAUGUGCAUUUGAGUGAGGAGAACCAGAGUUUAGAAGAAAAAUUAAGGGAUUGUAAGCUGCAAAUUGAGGGUUUCAAGAGGAAAAUGGGUUUCAAGAGGAAAAUGAUGAGAUUGGAAGAGGAGAUUGAAGAAAUUAGGAAGAGGAGAUUGAAGAAAUUAGGAAGAGAGAGAAUAAAGUUAUAA
This is a messenger RNA of Beta vulgaris subsp. vulgaris (sugar beet), 411 nucleotides long. RefSeq lists its product as uncharacterized. Bases 1 to 411 code for a protein of 136 amino acids. The transcript has a single exon. NCBI's taxonomy places the organism in Eukaryota, Viridiplantae, Streptophyta, Magnoliopsida, Caryophyllales, Amaranthaceae. The record is from RefSeq and is a predicted model, not a curated record.